Molecule: messenger RNA, 2811 nt
Organism: Bolinopsis microptera
Lineage: Eukaryota; Metazoa; Ctenophora; Tentaculata; Lobata; Bolinopsidae
Product: zinc finger RNA-binding protein-like
Exons: 16
Coding region: 9-2519 (836 amino acids)
Molecular function (GO): nucleic acid binding; zinc ion binding
Source: RefSeq, a predicted model, not a curated record
UUCAAAUUAUGGGUGACUACAGUAGUUACUUUGGUAACUCAACAACAUAUUCGUCUCCAUAUGCUAACACCUAUUCUACUAUCACCGGUGCAGAAACUACCUACAAUACGUAUCCUGCCCCGGGGGCAAGUGUAUCAACCGCUUAUGCAGCCACAACUCCUGGAACUACGUACACUUCCUAUACUCUCAACCCAACCGCUACCACUCAGAGUACCGCCUCCACCACUUACAACUAUGUUGAUUGGGCUUCUGCAGCAACAGCUGCAGCUAUUUCAUCUGCUGCAACUGCUAACCGUGGUUCUCACGAAGGCUCCAAAACAAAACUAACCAAACAAAACUGGUACAACCGGACUAAAGCAAAUGCUGCUGCUGGAAAAGAACCUCCUCGAACAUAUUACUGUGAAAUCUGCAAAGUUAGCUGUAUGGGUGCUUUGACUUACAAAGAGCAUUGUAAUGGACAGAAGCACAAGAAGAAAGAGAAGGAGAAGGAAGGAGGUGAUAACAAGCCAGCACGUGGUUACCAUUCCUUCGGUAAACUUUACAGAUGUGAACUGUGUGACAUUAGCUGUACUGGCGAACAAGCGUUCUCUGCUCAUAUGACAGGCAGCAAGCAUAACAAGACUGUUCUGCUGUUUAGGAAACUUGGGAAAGUUAUUCCUAACCCAACUGUAACUAACAACAAAGGAGAAAAAGAAGAAGUUGAUCUUGAGAAGGUCAAAGAGGAACUUGCGAAAAAAGCCGAACGCAUCGCCAAAGAGGAAGCUGACAGAACUGAGAAAAGGAACAAGCGUAAUCAACAAGCAGAAGAGCGAGCUAAGAAGCGUCUGGAGGAGAUUGAGGCACGGAGGAAGAUGAUGGACGAAAGACGUAGCAAGUGGGAGGAAGAGAGAUGGAAGCGAGAAGAGGAGUGGAGAAACAUGCAAGAGCAGAGAGAAGAGGAGUGGAAGCAGUGGCAGGAGACAGAGCAGAGUGAAAUAACACCCGGUCAAGUUCAACAAUCAGCUGGCUUCGCGUCUCGCGAGGGAGAUAACAACGACAACAAGUUGAUAAUGAAGCUGCAUGAUGAGAUAUACCCCGACCCUACUGAGCUGACUAACAUUAAAAACCUGGUGAAAGUGACGGAGGAUAAUCUGAAAACCAUCUCCGAUACAAUGAGAGACGAAACUGAAGCUGAACUCAAGGACAAAGGACUGUUGAAAGAGCCAGUCGAGGGAGAGGAGGUAGUAGAGACUAGGGUGUUAAAAGGUUGUGUCAGAGUUGGAGACUUGGCUAACGGUCUCCUCCUAAAGGGAGACAAGACUCUCGAGAUGCUUGUCUUCUGUACUGACAAACCAACUGUUUACCUCCUUCAAAACGUCAAGGAGAAGUUCGAAGAAUUGUUGACGGAAGCCCAAAAGAAAGCUCUGAAAGUAACUGUCGAACCAAGCAAAGGCGCAUUCAUAGUGACGGACCCCAAAGAUUUCAGCGUCAAAAUUACCAUGACCUCUAAAGCUAUGGAGGCUGACGCAACCGCCGCCAGUAUUACAGCCGAUGUAGCAGCAAAAGUUCUAGACAGGAAAAAUUGUCUGCGAGUUUUGGAGGAGUUGAAGCACGCCAACUGGUUCCAGGCUAACGUUAGCCCUGUACCCUCUUCUGUUAUCGCUCUGAGGGUUUUGCAUCACAUCAUGAGACAAGAAGAUAAGCAACAUUGGAGGGAUGCAGCAAAACCUUGGAUUUUAGACGUCUUAGUUGGUCAACUGUUGCAAGCAAAUCAAGGCCGAAGAUUCUCACCGGGAGACAUCAUACGACGAAUACUUGAGGCUAUCUCCGCUGGAGUUCUGUUUUGCAGCAACAGCUCUAUCCCAGAUCCCUGCACGGAGCCAUCUGUCGACCUGACACAGUCUCUAGACAGGGAGGCAGUAGAGAAAGUAACAAUGGAUGCGCAAGCAGGACUGCGCGCACUUGCUUUCAACAAGAUUCACGAGUUUCUGGGAGUUGCAGUACUGUCAGAAAAAGAAGCUGCUGCUGAGGAGGAUGUGGAGCAAGAGCCUGGUUCAGGCAUGGACUCUCAAGACUUUGAGGGAUACGACGGAGCAGCAGGUCACAACUACCCCAGUUCCUCUCACCCUGUAAGAAUGCGAGGAAUGAGAAUGAGAAGACCCCCUCAUCCCGGAGCCAGACCCUACGGACCCCCAGGGUAUGGAGGUGGACAUCAUCACAGACAACCCCCUUACGGACCUGGACCAUAUGGUCACGGCCCCCCGCCAUUCCCAACCCAUCUUGGACCGCGUGGGCCUUGGAGAGGCCCCCCUCCACACAUGCGACGUGGAGGACCGCCACCUUUUGGACCCAGGGGUCGAGGUGGUUACCGAAUGAGAGGACCUAGGCCAAACAACAAAAAUAGAAAACGAAAACCAGAAGAGGAAGACACGAAAGAGGAUGUUAAAAAGGAAUGUGUAGAAAAGACAGAAGGUGAAGAAGGCACUGAAGGGGAUGUGAAAGUUGAAACGCCUGACACCAUGGACACAGAGGCAGCUUAAAACAUCUAUCAAUAUUUCGAACUUUUGAUAGUCUUACUUAUAAAUACCAGCUCUUACUUAAUCCUUUGAAUAAUCUCAUUUUUGCCAGUAUUCAGAACUUAAUUGGUGUCGAACUGUUCGAGUUCUUGGUCAUUGUAAUCGCUUUAAACUUGAAAAUGUUUUACAGUAUAAUUGUUUCGCGUGUUCGUUUAAUUUUUAUUUAAACUAUGAAAAUUACGGUUCUAUGUGAACGGUUAAAAUAUCAACGAUUUAAUCUAUGUACUCUAUUCACUAUUGCAUCAAUUUUUCGAAA